AUGCCGACGUCCAGGCGCGAGGGACGGAGACGAUGGAUGUCGUGGACGACGACGUUCGCGAUCGGGGUGUUGGCGAUGACGACGGUGGGGACGCGCGGGACGCGCGCGGCGGGGACGCCCGCGGCGGUGGCGGCGGCGCUUCGAGGCGACCUCCAGUGGUUCACCGACGCCGAGCUCGCGCACGACGAGGCGACGUUGAUGGUGAUGUUGAAUAGAGAGGAUGGUGAUCACGGCUUGAACGCGCUCGGGGCGGCGGUGACGGUGGAUAACGAGGAUUUGGCGAAGAGGAUUUUGGCCCUGGGCGGAGACGCCGAGGCGGAGGAUCACGACGGACACACCCCGCUGCAUCGAGCGGUCGUCACGGGGAAACUUAACAUGAUACGUUUGCUCAAGGAACACGGAGUGGACGUGAAGCAAGUGGCCAGGGACGGAUUCGCGCCGUUGCAUCGCGCUUCGUGGGGUUCCUCGGAGGCGCGGGCGGAAAUCGUGCGUUUUCUCGUUCGAGAGUGCGAGGAAGACGUCGAUCGGCUCGACGUUCACGGACUCACCGCCGCGUUUCGAGCGGUGGAUCAUGGCAACGUUUUCAUGCUCAAAGUGUUGAUCGAGCUCGGGGCGGAUGUGAACUUCUCGAACAAGCGUGGCGACUCCAUGCUCGCCACGGCGGUUCGGAAACAAAACGUCGAAAUUGUGCAGGCGCUCUUGGACGCCAACGCGGACGUCACCAAGGAGGAUUCCAAGGGAAGAAACUUGAGAAAACUAGCGAAGCAGCUUCGAUCGAAGAAAGUGCUAGACUUAAUUUCACAGGCGUACGCGUCGGCGACGAGUUCGGGCGCCGAGUUGUAA
Messenger RNA from Ostreococcus tauri, 843 nucleotides. RefSeq names its product Ankyrin repeat. The transcript has a single exon. NCBI's taxonomy places the organism in Eukaryota, Viridiplantae, Chlorophyta, Mamiellophyceae, Mamiellales, Bathycoccaceae. The coding region runs from base 1 to 843 and encodes 280 amino acids. The record is from RefSeq and is a predicted model, not a curated record. Gene Ontology annotation, molecular function: protein binding.